Molecule: messenger RNA, 1753 nt
Organism: Myotis brandtii (Brandt's bat)
Lineage: Eukaryota; Metazoa; Chordata; Mammalia; Chiroptera; Vespertilionidae
Product: sterol 26-hydroxylase, mitochondrial
Exons: 9
Biological process (GO): C21-steroid hormone biosynthetic process; cholesterol metabolic process; cortisol metabolic process
Cellular component (GO): mitochondrial inner membrane
Molecular function (GO): monooxygenase activity; iron ion binding; oxidoreductase activity, acting on paired donors, with incorporation or reduction of molecular oxygen
Source: RefSeq, a predicted model, not a curated record
GCGGACGCAGCCGAGGCUCCUGAAACCGGGCCUGGCGACCGGAGGCUGCGGAGCCUGGAGGAGCUUUCAGGACCAGGGCAGCUGCGCUUCUUAUUCCAGCUGUUGGUGCAAGGCUACGUUCUGCACUUGCACCAGCUCCAGGUGCUGAGCAAGGCCAAGUAUGGUCCAAUGUGGGUAACCCGUGUAGGACCUCAGACCCAUGUGAACCUGGCCAGUGCCCCACUCCUGGAGCAAGUCAUGCGGCAAGAGGGCAAGUACCCAGUACGGAAUGACAUGGAUCUAUGGAAGGAGCACCGGGACCUGCAGGGCCUGGCAUAUGGGCCCUUUACCACGCAAGGACAUCACUGGUACCAGCUGCGCCAGGUUCUGAACCAGCGGAUGCUGAAGCCAGCUGAGGCUGCACUCUACACAGAUGCUCUGAAUGAAGUGAUUGACAGUUUCAUGGUUCGACUGAAUGAGAUUCGGGCAGAGAGUGCCUCUGGGGAUCAGGUGCCUGACAUGGCUCACCUUUUCUACUACUUUGCCUUGGAAGCUAUUUGCUACAUCCUGUUUGAGAAACGUAUUGGCUGCCUGGAGCGCUCCAUCCCCCAGGACACUGCGGCCUUCGUCAGAUCUGUCGGGCUCAUGUUCCAGAACUCGCUCUACGCCACCUUCCUCCCCAAGUGGACCCGUCCCCUGCUGCCCUUCUGGAAGCGAUACCUGGAUGGCUGGAACACCAUCUUCUCUUUUGGGAAGAAAUUGAUUGAUCAGAAACUCAAAGAGAUAGAGGCCCAACUGCAGGCAGAAGGGCCAGAAGGGGUCCAGAUAUCUGGCUACCUGCACUUCCUGUUGACCAGUGGACAGCUCAGUCCUCAGGAGGCCAUGGGCAGCCUCCCUGAGCUGCUCAUGGCUGGAGUAGACACGACGUCCAACACGCUGACAUGGGCCUUGUACCAUCUUUCAAAGAGCCCAGAGAUCCAGAAGGCCUUGCAUGAAGAAGUGGUAGGUGUGGUGCCAGCUGGGCAGGCGCCCCGGCACAAGGACUUUGCUCACAUGCCCCUGCUCAAAGCUGUGCUGAAGGAGACCCUGCGUCUCUACCCUGUGGUUCCCAUAAAUUCCCGGGUAAUCGUGGAAAAAGAAAUUGAAGUUGGUGGUUUCCUCUUCCCCAAGAAUACCCAGUUUGUGCUAUGCCACUAUGUGGUGUCCCGGGACCCUAGCAUCUUCCCUGAGCCAGAAAGUUUCAAGCCCCAUCGCUGGCUGAAGAAGAGUCAGCCUGAUACCCUCGGGGUCCAACACCCAUUUGGCUCUGUGCCCUUCGGCUAUGGGGUCCGGGCUUGCCUGGGCCGCAGGAUUGCAGAGCUGGAGAUGCAGCUGCUGCUGGCAAGGCUGAUGCAGCAGUACCAGGUGGUCCUGGCCCCUGAGACAGGGGAGGUGAAGAGUGUGGCCCGCAUUGUCCUGGUUCCUAAUAAGAACGUGGGCCUGCGUUUCCUGCAGAGACCUUGCUGAGCUGGGCCUCUGCCAUCCUGGGGCUUGCCCUAGAGACCCCGGCCCUGUCACAGUGAUUCCUGGCCAUUGCUGUGGCUCAGAUGAGGAGGAGCAAAGGGGGCUGCCAGAUACCAAAGGUUGGAGAAACUCAGUGCACUUCCUAUAGAACCCUGAGAUUUUGCUACUUUUAUCAUUGUGCUCAGUUCCCUCUUAGAUAAAAGGCCAUCCCCUUGUUAUAUUGCUUUCUUUGGGGAAAUAUAGAAUAAAGGGACUUUUAUUGAUAAUUGGA